GGCACCGGACCACUGCAUUCAUUCGGUGUUGAGUCUACAUAGCCGGUGUGUUUGAAUUUAACAACGUUCCCGGUUUAAGGAGCAAACAAACAAAUAGCCAGACAAUCGUUUCGGGUAUUAGAUACAUUUAUUCACUCAAAAAGAAAAACAACAACAACAUGAACGGGCACGGUAACUCCAUCAUUGAUGAAGACUGCUUCCUGUUCACUUCUGAGUCGGUCGGGGAAGGACACCCUGAUAAGAUUUGCGACCAGAUCAGUGAUGCCGUGUUGGACGCUCAUCUCAAGCAGGACCCCAACGCUAAGGUUGCAUGUGAAACCGUAGCUAAAACCGGAAUGAUCUUGCUUGCGGGUGAGAUCACCUCUCAUGCCAACGUCGACUACCAGAAGGUUGUUAGAGAAACCAUCAAGCAGAUCGGCUAUGACGACUCCACCAAAGGGUUCGACUAUAAGACCUGCAAUGUCCUUGUGGCUCUGGAGCAGCAGUCCCCGGACAUCGCCCAGGGCGUUCACCUGGACCGCAAUGAGGAGGACAUUGGUGCUGGAGAUCAGGGUCUGAUGUUUGGCUAUGCCACUGACGAGACGGAGGAGUGUAUGCCCCUGACCAUCAUCCUGGCACACAAGCUGAACGCUAAAUUGUCUGAGCUGCGACGCAACGGCAGUCUGUCAUGGCUGAGGCCCGACUCCAAAACUCAGGUGACGGUACAGUAUCGCCAGGACCGCGGCACCAUGGUACCCUUGCGUGUGCACACAGUGGUGGUGUCUGUGCAGCACGACGAGGACGUGGGCCUGGACGAGAUGCGUGACGCCCUGAAGGAGAAGGUUGUUAAGGCCGUGGUGCCCAGCCGAUACCUGGAUGAUGACACCAUCUACCACAUGCAGCCGAGCGGCCGGUUUGUCAUCGGAGGACCACAGGGUGACGCUGGUCUGACUGGACGCAAGAUCAUCGUGGACACGUACGGAGGCUGGGGGGCUCACGGUGGCGGUGCGUUUUCCGGGAAAGACUACACUAAAGUGGACCGCUCUGCUGCCUAUGCCGCCCGCUGGGUCGCCAAGUCUCUGGUGAAGGCAGGACUUUGCAAACGCGUCCUUGUGCAGCUGUCGUACGCCAUCGGUGUGGCCCAUCCGCUCUCUGUUUCCAUCUUCCACUAUGGCACCUCUGAGAAGAGCGAGAAGGAACUGCUUGAAAUUGUGAAGAAGAACUUUGACCUCCGCCCUGGUGUCAUCGUCAGAGAUCUGGACCUGAAGAAGCCGAUCUACCAGCGCACCGCCGUGUACGGCCACUUCGGCCGUGAGCCUUUCGCAUGGGAGGUUCCUAAAAAGCUCCAAUAUUAAACCUGUAACAGCUUCUCCUUUCAGUCAGUAGGCGUACACUACAGAGAAACCUCGCUGCUCUGAGGAGAAGAAUGUAAUCUCGUGCUUGAACCUAAACCCCAUCCCUCUGAAUCAAGAAGUUCCCAAAAAGAAAGAAAUCCGUCCUUCCUUUUGCUUGCACCUUUUCAACACUUUCAGACCCCCCCCCCCUUUUUAUUUUUAUUUUUUUAUUUUACCCUCUCUCCUCUAAACCCUUCCAUUCCCAUGCACCUAUCUUUCCUCCCUCCCUCAUGCUCCUGUCCUGCAUCCUACUGAAGUUAAUGAUGGCACAAAUUAAUGAUUUGAAUGCAGAUUGCUAUGCAUUGCCACAUGAAGCACUGAAGCCAAUCAAACCUCUUUAUUUAUUAUUAAUUUUUUUUUGUUACAUUUUCUGCAAGUACCACUUAUGCCAGCACGACUCUUCUUUAUUUUUUUUAUUUUUUUUAUGCGAUGUAUUUCCAUCACUUGAACGAUGUACAACCUUGGGAUCAGAGGAAUGUUUAAUAAUCCGAAUGCUGCCGGUGCGUGGAAUCGAGUACGGUAUUAUAGUAAAAGUAUAACUAUAGGCCUGUUUUGAUUGGAGAAGGUAUAUAUUUUUUUAUUCGAAGAAAUGGUGUUUUUCAGAUGUCUGUUGCUGACAUCUCAGUCCUUGCAGGCCAUAUGUUUUCUGGUGUGUUACAGAGAAACCAGAAGCUGCUACCAACUGUGGUUCUGCAGGACUGUGAUUCUUAACUCUACCCCUUCAGUUUAUUUCUCCGUAAAUUAUUUUUAUAGAUUACAUCUUAUCUCCGUAGCUCUAUUGGCUGUAUUUCUUUUUUUUUUUUUUUAAUCAUGGUGAAGAUGCUGCAUUCCCCCCUCUGUGCGCGCUCGAUAGCCGGCGUGGUUACAGAGAAGCCGAGCUCCCUCGCUGCCGCAGGGGGGUUACCUUCACUACUUGAAUGCCGGUUUCAAACCCUGCUCUCCGUACGAGCCUCUAGAGCCAUGGCGAGUUGGAUUCCGUUUUGUACGUCAAACUUUUUAACGAUUCUCCUGAGCAGCGGUGUAGCUGCGUGCCCAUCGUGCCACCCCGCGGCAUCCACAGCGCAUCGUACAGAAAAGCAUUGAGGCUCUGACGCCGGGUGGCUCUGGAAGCUGUGACCAUUGUUGCCUGUUUUAUUAGUUUUACCCGAGUAAUGGCAGAUUAAGAGAGACUGACCAUACAUGCACAUGUUUUAUUACAUAUUGGAUGAUCUCUGCAACCGAGACAGAAGCAAGAGUUUGGCCAGUGUUGUACAGAGAAACUGGCCGUGUUUACAUUGCUCUGCUCGGUAGUGGAUCUCUUACAUGUUUGUUUUUCUUUUCUUUUUUUAAAUGCCAGCCAUUGGUGCACCAGACUGGCUACUGGAAGAGCAAAAGUGCCUUUUUUAUUUCUUUUUCUUCCCUUCCCUGCCCUUCUCCCUGCCCCUCUCCCUCUUGCCUUUCUCCCUCUCGGCCCACCAGACUUUCUCCCUCUGUAAUGUUUGUACCUUCUGCAGUUCCCAAAUCCUCCUCUGCCUCUGUUGAUACUGCAUCCUGAUUAGAUUUAAAUAAAACUUCUGCUCUUG
Hemibagrus wyckioides is the source of this 2935-nucleotide messenger RNA. It is a transcript of the gene mat2aa, whose product is annotated as methionine adenosyltransferase 2Aa. The coding region runs from base 159 to 1334 and encodes 391 amino acids. The record is from RefSeq and is a predicted model, not a curated record. Gene Ontology annotation, biological process: S-adenosylmethionine biosynthetic process. Lineage: Eukaryota; Metazoa; Chordata; Actinopteri; Siluriformes; Bagridae. The transcript is spliced from 9 exons. Gene Ontology annotation, cellular component: methionine adenosyltransferase complex; cytosol. Gene Ontology annotation, molecular function: ATP binding; methionine adenosyltransferase activity.